This is a messenger RNA of Lactuca virosa, 1610 nucleotides long. The record is from the annotation of a GenBank genome assembly. Lineage: Eukaryota; Viridiplantae; Streptophyta; Magnoliopsida; Asterales; Asteraceae.
GCUUGUUUCAAUUCUAUUCACCACUCGAUGUUUUUGAUAAAAAUAAUUUCUAAAAGACAUUAAAACAUAAUAAUUUUGAAAUUAAAGAAACGGUAUUCCAAAAUCGAUUUGAAUAAGUGGAGUGGUGGACUGAUAAUCAAAAUUAUUCACAGUGCUCCAACCUCUUUUGUUUGAGUAGCUUCUACGCUUAUUGAAGAUCAGAUGCAAACAUCACACGAAAUUAGCAGCGCAGUUGCCGAUGACGACGACAGGAAUGCUUCAGAGGUUGAUACCAGUGAGAAGGAAUCCUCCACAAAUGAAGUUAAAAAUUAUGGAAAAAGCACUCGUUUUUCAGAUUUGUCCCUGAACAUACCUCCAAGACACGCACAUUUUAGUAGUAAUCGGCGUGAAAAAGCUUCACUCCAGUCUCCUGGUAUCUCAUCCAAUGGCACUUCAUCUUCAUCUUCAUCUUCAAGGGGCAUUUUUCGAGGUUUAAGCUUUAAAAAGAAGGAUCACGUUCCUCAUAAUGGUGAAAGUAGCUCUCUUCUUCCUUCCGACACAAACGCACCACCACCUGAAAGCCCUAUUGUCUCCAAUACUAUCUCCAAUUUACACUGGAAACGAUGCACAUCUCUUCCAGUCAAACACGCAUCAUCAAACCCUUCCCCUUCAGCCACCACCCCCGUUUCCGCAAGAACAUAUAGCGAACAACAGAAAUCACAUAUUCAAGCUACGGUUUCAAGGUCGCUCUCUGUACCUGGGCGAAACAUUGUUAUCGUACGAUCAAUUUCUUUUGCCGCACGUAAGGAUAAUGAUCAAGCCGAUAGUGCUAAUGAUCAAAUCGGUUCUGUAGAAGUGGAGAACGAUGAAGAGAUUGAUGAGGAAGAAGCGAUUUGCAGAAUCUGCUUUGAUUCAUGUGAUGAAGGUAAUCAACUGAAGAUGGAAUGCAGUUGCAAAGGUGCGCUUAGACUUGUUCAUGAAGAAUGUGCAGUUAAAUGGUUUAGUGUUAAAGGGAACAAAAACUGUGAUGUUUGUGGUCGUGAAGUCUCAAAUUUACCAGUAACUUUGCUUCGUAUGCCAAGUUAUGCUCAAAGACAAACCAUGAAUAUGAAUCCACAAAAUCAACAGCAUCUGAAUUCAGGAACAAUAAGUGCAUGGCAGGAUUUUGUGGUGCUAGUUUUGAUAAGUACAAUAUGCUACUUCUUCUUCCUGGAGCAGCUUCUUAUUCGUGACCUGAAAACUCAAGCUAUUGUGAUUGCUGCACCAUUCUCAUUUACAUUUGGCAUUCUGUCAUCGACAUUUUCGGUUAUUCUUGCAAUCAGGGAGUAUAUUUGGACUUAUGCAGCUCUUGAAUUUGCACUUGUAGCUAUGAUUCUGCACUUGUUUUAUUCUUGGCUUGAGUUGAAGGCAAUCUAUGCGGUAAUGUUGUCAGGGAUUUUGGGGUUUGGAGUAGCGAUGACUCUGAAUGCUUUGUAUAUUCGCUACUUUGUUUGGCGAGUUCAAAUUCUUCGUGAUUCCAACAAUGUUUGAUGAGAAAAAUAUAUUAUAUUUUAAUUUAAUUUUGGUGUAUAUAUAAAUCAACCUACCCUGACCCUGAUAUUAGGGGUUUUGUAUUUCAUGAAAAUGUUGUA